UUUUUUUAUAGCUGUUGUCGCCGCUACCGAUGUCGUGAAAAUCGAAUGGAUCGCUGCACGCUUUAACGUUUGGCGAAUGUAACGCGCUCACUAUUCAUACGUCUCAGAGCUUGACACGCUUGCCCCCUGAGCCAGCAUUGUGCCGAGUCAAAAGUCUGCCGUGUGAAGUGGACAUUGAAGACCCCGUGACCUUACCGAACCGGCGGGACGACCGGCAAGGAAACGAUGGUGAGCAUUUUGCCGGCCGUGGCGGAGCAGCUGCUGGCCGAGAUCCACAGGAGCUUUCAAACGAAGGGCAAAGUAUCUGAUGACCUGCUCAGUGGUCUGAGCUUCGUGUUCGGCACCGUCGCUCUGCAAGCCCUGGAUUUGACCGACCGGCGCUACGUCUCGCACAUCACGACACCAAGCGGCCGCACGGCCUACCAGGUGGUGGGAAGCUCGGGGAGAACGUACACAAGUCUGGCACCGUGCCUCACCUGCCCGUGUCCCGCCUUUCUCUACUCCGUUCUCAAGCGCAGCGAGACGUUGCUGUGCAAACACCUGCUCGCCGUGCACCUGAGCCAAGCCAUGGGCCUGUGCGCCGACGUCGCCAUGACGGACCAGGAGCUCUCGCGCAUGCUGCUCAAUAGGCGUGAUUAGAAGAGGACGGCCCCAGGGCAUUGCUGGUGAAUGCUAAGCAUCGAGCCACCCCACGUUCUCCAACCUCCCCCCUCCGCCACCGCCACCACGGCCGUCACGAACACCGCCACAAAAAGGCCACCAUCACCACCACACAACCCCCGUGCGACAAACACCUGACGGCACGGUCGUACCUCGUGGGUCGGAGAGCAGUUGUGUUUACCCUCGUCCUGCGAAAUGCCGUCUGCGUUCGUCAUCGUUAAUUGGCGACCGGUCCCGCAUGAAACGGGACAAAGUAGUGGCAGAGUAGGAGGUGAAAGCUGAACCUCAGUGGCCUACCAUGAACAGCAAAGCCCUCGUUUGAUUUUUUAAAGCUAUUUAAAAACCCGAUGACGCCACGAUGGUAUAAACUUAAAUAUUUUAGUGGCAGCGUACCUUGUAAACAUUUAGAUUAUUUUAUUCCUGUAAUUAUGCAAUAUAACAGCAUUAUGGAAUAUUACAUUUAUACAAAGCUUCCUUGGAAUGCGUACACAUGCAAAGUCUUAGUUAAGCAGCUUUAGACGAAGAAUGCAGCUGCGUCAAUGCGUUUGUAUUUUUUAUUAAACAAUUAUAUUUUGUCGUCAAACAGUACAACUAAUGCAGUGUUCACAGCUGUUGAUACAUAGCCUACGUGACUGUCUGCACUCAAGACUCUUUGCUCGCUAUUAAUUAGCGGCCACCCAUCCAGUGGGAUAGGCGUGAUGACAGGGAUUACAGCCAUCGCCCAGCACUUUCUGAAGCCACAUUAAUGACCGAUGCCUGGUUUGGGACCGUAAAUACACAACCUGUUCCCUGGAGGCCCGGCAAAAGGCCUGCUGUCCUCCAAGCGACCGUGAAAUCGCAGUUUUGCUUGUUUGUGUAAUUGAAUGUGUGCAUCUUUUGUUUUGUUUUACCGAUGUCCUACUUUUAUGGAAAACUUUAAGAUUAGUGUUUCUAGAAUUCAAAGUGUAAGAGGAAGAGUGCAGGUCUUUAGAUCGUGUGAAAAACAACACAAUUCCGCAGUGCGCACCAUCACCAUAAGAUGUACAUGGAUCAGCUUUGAUUCAUUAAGCGGCUUAACCAAAACGAGCCAUCGACUGGGCAUGGUUUUUAAAAACGCAACUAUCAGGUCAACGUCGUUGAUGUGUUUUCCGACGUGUUUACGGGUUGUACCGCGUUUUGUUCGGUAUUGUGUCCGAUGUUUCCCUGCACGUGCUGGCAGCAUCUUUCGGAGAGGUGUAGUGUCAGGACCACGAGAGAUGGCGACUGCUUAGGGAGGUCUUCAUCCAGCGGUGGAUAGAUAACGGAUGAUGAAGAUGAUGAGCUCAGAAGAGGGGGUCACAACGAAGUAAUUUCAAUUCCUGGAGAAGCUGCCAGCACGUGGAGCGAAACGUCAGACAUCGUGUCAAACAGCAUGCAGUACGACCCAAACGUCGGAGAUCUGUACAGCAGAAUUGCAGAAACAUACGCAGUAUCAUUUAUUUGUUAUUGAAAUGUGAAACUACAUUCAAUCAUAUGCCUUGGUUAUAUUUAUGACGGUUGUGUAUUUUUUUUUAGUUGGCCUUGUUUACAUGUACAUCAUCCAUGUUUGUGUUGGUGAUUUUAAUGUUUAUGUGCAUACUUUUGUAAUAAAUGUCAAGCUGGUCCAAUA
This is a messenger RNA of Lethenteron reissneri (Far Eastern brook lamprey), 2287 nucleotides long. RefSeq names its product zinc finger SWIM-type containing 7 (gene ZSWIM7). Gene Ontology annotation, biological process: double-strand break repair via homologous recombination. The record is from RefSeq and is a predicted model, not a curated record. Gene Ontology annotation, molecular function: zinc ion binding. Gene Ontology annotation, cellular component: Shu complex. NCBI's taxonomy places the organism in Eukaryota, Metazoa, Chordata, Hyperoartia, Petromyzontiformes, Petromyzontidae.